UUGUACCCGAUCAGGUGACACACUUCCCUGCAUUUGCCUGUCGAAGCUAACUGCACAUAUUGAGCGAGAACAAGGCUAAGCUAUGAAUAAACACGUCCAGUCAUGCAACUCCAUACCGGCCGGGAUAUCAAAUAGCUUCUACUUUUUGUAUCAAGCACAGGUAGUAAGUGUGUCAUCAAGGUGAAAAUGGCGUCCUUCUGUAAGCGUGCUGUGGGGUGUACAGUCGACACACAUACUCUCUGGGUUGACAAGUAGGAAGUAUCACAUCGUACUGACUCCAGAUCAAUUUUCUACACAGACUUUGAUGUAUUUGCGGACGAUAAAUGGAAGGCGAACACCUUCAGCAAUGCUGACACUUUUCAUUCUUCUGCUUAGAUUUGCAGUACUUCUUGUCCAUGGCGAGGAGUGUGCCCUGGGAUGGUAUGGAGGAGGAUGUGAACACAUCUGCCCCCAGCAAUGUGCCAGUCUUGUAGGCACGGACGACAUACACUGUGACAAGCUGAGUGGGAGCUGUUCCUCGGGGUGCCUGGCCGGCUGGUACGGAGAUCAGUGCAACUCCCAGUGCAGCACUCAUUGUGUCAACAGGACCUGCAACCAACAAGACGGACACUGUACCGUGGGCUGUCCACACAACAGGGAGGGACAUUUUUGUCAGACGCUGAAAGUGGAGGUGACAGCAGCUCCCUCAACAGGAACUUCCACGACGACGGAGUCCCCAUCAACAGAGCCGGCUGUGAUUGCUAUCCCCGUGUGCAUUGCCGUGGUUGUGAUAGUAGCCGUCAUCAUUACACUUUUUGUCAUUCUAAGGAAAAGACAUAGAAAUAGAAACCUCAAAGCCUGUCAUUCUCUGGAGGAAGGGAUGCAUUUGAUGAAAGGGAACACUAAUCUUCAUGAUGCGAGCCUUGCGGGAGAUGUCGACAUCAUCAAACAGAUAUUGUCUGACAACCGUGAAGAUAUCAACUGUACAAGGGAAGACGGGAGGACCCCUGUGAUGUGUGCAGCCUCCGAGGGACAUGGACACGUAGUGAACCUGCUGGUGGACAAAGGAGCUGAUCUGUCACCAGUGGAUGCCAAGGGGGAAAACAUCCUUCAUGUGGCCUGUCUGGGAGGAUAUGUGGAUGUUGUGAAAUAUCUCCUCUUACAGGACAACAUGGACAUCAAUAGUAGAGGAUGUUAUGGCAGAACGCCAAUAAUGAAAACAGCAGAGAAAGGACAUAGAGAAGUGUUUGACCUCCUUGUUAGUAACCGAGGUAAUUUGUCAUCAGUGGAUGAUAAGGGUAACAACGGCCUUCAUGUGGCCUGUAUUGGAGGACAUGUGGAGAUGGUGAAGCAUGUCCUCUCAUUAGGCAUUGUUGGCUUCAACAGUAGAGGACAGUACGGGAGGACACCGGCAAUGAUGGCUGCAUGCUGUCGACAUAAAGGUGUUGUUGAAUUUCUUAAGACUAAAGGAGCAGAUCUGUCGGUGGUGGACGAUGACAGUAACAACAUCCUUCACGUGGCAUGCAUUGGGGGACAUCCGGAACUAGUCAAGUUUGUCCUCUGCUUGAACACUUUGGACAUCAACAGUAAAGGACAGCAUCAACAGACACCCGUGAGAAUGGUUGACUUCAGGAAACACAGAACUGCAUUUGACUUACUUGUGAGUAAAGGAGCAGAUCUAUCACAGGUAGAUGACAAAGGUGAGAACAUCCUCCAUGUGGCCUGUCUGGAAGGACAUCUGGACUUAGUGAAGGACAUGGUCACAAAUCACAAGGUCGACAUCAACAGCAGAGGACGGUACGGGAGAACCCCGGUGAUGAAGGCAGCAGAGAAGGGGCACAAAGAAGUGUUGGAUCUGCUUAUAAGUAAUGGAGGUGAUGUGACCUUAAGGGAUGAUAACGACAACAACAUCCUCCAUGUUGCAUGUAUCGGCGGGGAUGUGGAGAUGGUGAAGUUUGUCCUCUCACAAGGCCUUGUUGAUAUCAACAGUAGAGGGCAAUACGGGAGGACACCAGCGAUGAUGGCUGCAGGUUGCCGACAUAAAGAGGUGAUUCGGGCCCUUAAGGAUACAGGUGCAGAUCUGUCACUGACGGAUGAUGACAAUAACAACAUCCUCCACGUGGCAUGCAUUGGGGGGCACCUGGAAGUUGUGAUAUUUGUCCUUUCCUUGAAUUCUGUGGACAUCAACACUAAAGGACAGCUUCAACGAGCACCAGUGAGAAUGGUUGACUUCAGGAAACAAAGGAAUAUAUUUGAUGUACUUGUGAGUAAAGGAGCAGAUCUAUCACAGGUAGAUGACAAAGGUGAGAACAUCCUCCACGUGGCCUGUCUGGAAGGACAUCUGGACUUGGUGAAGGACAUCGUCACAAAUCACAAGGUCGACAUCAACAGCAGAGGACGGUAUGGGAGAACCCCGGUGAUGAAGGCAGCAGAGAAGGGGCACAAAGAAGUGUUGGAUCUGCUUAUACGUAAUGAAAGUGAUGUGACCUUAAGGGAUGAUAACGACAACAACAUCCUCCAUGUUGCAUGUAUCAGCGGGGAUGUGGAGAUGGUGAAGAAUGUCGUGUCACUCAAGAUGAUGGACAUCAACAGCAGAGGGCAAUACGGGAGGACUCCCGUACUGAUGGCAGCAGGUGCUGGUCAUAGAGAGGUGGUGGAGUCACUUGAGGGAGAAGGAGCUGAUAUGACCCUCACAGAUGAUGAUAGUAACAAUAUACUUCAUGCGGCCUGUUAUGGCGGAUAUUUGAAGAUUGUCAAGUAUGUUCUCUCACUAAACAUUGUUGAUAUCUCAGCGGAAAAUAAGGAAGAACUAACCGCAAUGAUGAUAUCAAACGAAUUACAUGAUAAGUCUGUAUAUGCAUUGCUUGUGACACAAUCAACGUGAUCAAAUAUAAGGAUAUGCAAGAUUCUGACAAGAUGGCUGCUACGCAGUCCAUGUUCCUGUUAUUGUUUCAGUAGUGGACAAAACGGAACUAUGUAGCUCUACUUUCAAUGCAACGACAAGAAAACAUUAUCAUGUCAUUGUGUCAUGUGUAUGAAGCGACAAAACCCUUUUCAUAGCCAGCAGAAAUAUCUGCCGUCACAACGAAGGAAAGUCAACUCUUCACCUGAAAAAAAUACAAGGACAUGUGGUUAGGUAAAAAAGGGAAUAUCAUCGGACAUCAUUUUUUGUCAGUGAUGCGUCAAAUUUGGAAAUGACCUCCACGUGUCUACUAUUCAGUGUGUUAUGCAUGUUGCUAUAGUCUAUGUGUAAUAGGUGUGAAUUACCUCGUCAAUGCUACAAACAUAAGUGUUGAUGCUUCGAUUAUGCAUCUAACCAGUUGAGCGGAUUGACCGAGGGAGGCUCUGAGACGUGCUUCUUACCAAUCCUACAGAUGAGAAGUGAUGCACGCACUGCUAAAUACUCUGGACAAGGAGCAUGUUAUGAAUACACAAUGCCAUUGAGAAUGUGGUCAAACGAAACAAAUGCUAUAUUUGGGAUAACACUAUCUUAGUAAAGUAUAAAUUGUUAUACUUUAUGGGGUUGAGCACCAUACCAGAAUUCAAACCCACACUGCUAAAGUGCGGAACCUAAUCGUCAUCACAGAAAGUCAGCUAUCUCACCCACGCAGACACGGAGGCUUCCACAACAUGGGAACGUGGCAAUUUCCACUUAUCAGAGGGGUACACAAAGUACGUAAUCUAGACUACCAGUUGUCAGACUUUCAUUCAAUGGAAGCCUCGGUGGCUGAAUGGGUUAGAUCUCUGACUUUGUGCGCUGACAGUGUGGGUUAGAAUCCCUGUAUUGGGUUCAACCCAGGAAAGGUACUAGAACUUGUAAUUUACUAAGACAGUGUUAUCCCAAAUAUAACAUUUGUUACGAGGAGCAUGUUACCUUGAGUUACAUUUACCAGUUGUGAAACUUUGAAUAAAACAUUGUUAUUGCAAAUAUGAGAGUGAUAUCGUUCAGUUUAACAAAAUUUUCAUUGUAUAAAGUAUUUUUGAUUCACACCAUUUGUAGUUUAUUGUCACCUGUUAAUUGCUUUUGUUCUUGUAAUCAGAAGUAAGGAUUAAUGCUUGAUAUGAGUAAAUGUUCAUUUAAAACUGAAUUAAAUACCAAAUAUCCCUCACUGUAUUUCUGCUGUGUCUGUAGUUAGAAGGUCUUCUCUCCAUAUGUGUCAGCGUACAAUUCAUUCUUUUGUUUAUCCUCUCUGAAUCUGUUGUUUGAAGGUAGGAGGUCAGGAUUAAAAUAUACGCUUCAAAUGUUUUACUUGAUAAUGUGUGUCAUGUUCAAAUAAUGCUUAUGUUGGCUUGUAGAACGGUUGCAUUCUUCUGGUGUUUAUCUGCAUGUAAUACCAUAUGAAGGUAGAAAACAGCCCACUUGCUUUGAUUGUGAGAGUCCAGAAUAUAGUAAAGAAAAUUAUAUUUUUUACAUUGUCUACUCAGAUCUAAGUCAGAGUGUAAGCAGUAUUUGGAAUGUGAAAAGUAAUUUAACAAAGUUUGUUAUUAAACAGCUGGAAGAUUAUGAGCAUAUUAUCGAAGAUGACAAGGAUUGAAAAAUGUGUUGGCUUAGGAUUAAAUCUUUGUCACGUUGUAGUGGUAACCAGCUGUCUGUAGCCUUGAUGUUUGAUAGGACUAUUGUAAAACGGGGUGCUCAGCAGUCAACUACUGAUGACACUGUUUCUCACUUUAUGACAUACCAUCAUCAUGAAGAAUGUGACGAUUGUAAUAAUCCAGGCUUAGUAUCAGCCCACAUUAUUCAGUCUGAAGUUGUGAAAGCUGUCACUUCAUUGAGAGACUGUUAAUCCACGGGUUCAAAUAGUAUCCCUAGGAUUUAUUAAAAAUGAACUGUGUUAUUACCAUAUAUUGAAAUGUUACUUAAUUUUGUCCCUGCAUAAACAAGGAAAUAGAUUGGACCUUAAUAGUUAUCGAGGUUUGUCUCUCGUAAAUACUUUUGGAGAGGUAUUUACUUCCAUUUUGGAGGCUAACAAAAGAAUUUGGAUGGAAGUAAAUAUACAUAUUCAUGAAUUGCAGGCUGGAUUCAGGAAUGAUUGUUCUCCAGUAGACAACCUUUAAAGCUUACAGUCUCUUGGCUAAAAAGUAUUUAAGAUAAUUCAAACAACGUUUUUAUGUAGCCUUUGUUUCGUAAUGCUUUUGAUUUAGUAAGAUAUUUAAAGUUUAUAAUAAUAUGUAUUCUAAGCAAAAAGGGAUGGAAGAGUUGAGGUGUUUCACACGGCAUGUCAAGGAUGUGCCUGGAGUCCAGUUACAUUUCAUAUUUAAGCAAAGUGGAUUAGGAGGCAUAUUUUUUCUUGAGGACCUGGAGGAAACUAUGGUAUUUCUUAUUUGCAUAUGGUGUGGCUCUGGUGGAUGAUUCAGUGAUUGGUUUACAAAGGGAAUUAGAUAUAUGGAUGUUUUAUGUCAGCAAAGGGGUCUGGAGGUGAAUAUGAAUACAUCUAACAUCAUUGUUUUUAGGAACGGUGGUUUCGUGCGCAGUGUAGAAAUACGAUUUUGUUCAUGAGUUGAAAUGAAAACUAUGACCUAUAACAAACAUCAAUGUAUCUUUUUUCUCAUUCAGAUAAGUGUGGUCAAGAGCUUGUAGAGCGCUUUUUUUGCAAGACAGGAAGUCUAAUUUUUCAAUUCGUGGACUAUUCAGCUAUCAAAAUUUACGUUUUCAUGCUGUUCAAACAAUAUUUGAUGCUUAAGAUAUUACCAAUUUAGUGUAUGGCGCACACAUCUGGCGAUUCGCUUUAAGGAGUCCUUAGAAAAGGUGCACGCACGUCUCGUAGUGUCGUUCAGGCUCAGUCAUUAUUUUCUCGAUUACUAUAGUUGUUACAUGGGCUAUUGAUGUAGACUUCCACUCAUGGAAGAACAUAGAUACCCAGAGCCAUGUUAUGAGACGUUUAUAUGUUUUCAUGAUAGGCAAAAAUAGUCGGUGUCUCGCGUGUACGUUAAUUACUGUUCGAGGCAGGUUGUGCUGUGUGGUGUCAGGCAAUAAAUACUUCCGUCUCUAAUUUUCACAGCCUGUUUGCUCCUUACGCCAAAUGAAGUCUGUUUCGGUGGAUGUUCCCAUGCAUUGGCAAUAAAUAUAGUGUCAUGUAAGGUUAUAGAGUUUGAGAUUCGGCAUGAUAAGAUUUCUAGAUUUAAAUUUGUACACUGGUUAUAGGUCUGUCCUAUAAGUUGAAAACAAUAUGUUAAUGUAAGGACGUUUUCCCCUUUUUUUCGUAAAUGUCGUUAAUGUAUAUGAGGCCUGAAAUACAAAUAAACUUGUCACUUGUAAA
This is a messenger RNA of Haliotis rufescens (red abalone), 6236 nucleotides long. RefSeq names its product ankyrin repeat domain-containing protein 50-like. The coding region runs from base 305 to 2863 and encodes 852 amino acids. The transcript is spliced from 8 exons. Gene Ontology annotation, molecular function: protein binding. The record is from RefSeq and is a predicted model, not a curated record. Lineage: Eukaryota; Metazoa; Mollusca; Gastropoda; Lepetellida; Haliotidae.